This is a messenger RNA of Microthlaspi erraticum, 441 nucleotides long. The record is from the annotation of a GenBank genome assembly. NCBI's taxonomy places the organism in Eukaryota, Viridiplantae, Streptophyta, Magnoliopsida, Brassicales, Brassicaceae.
AUGGAGCACUUGGGACGUGAGGAGCAAGGAAGGACUCUGCAUGGGACUCAGCUCGACCGCGCAGCUCAUGAUGAAGAAAGGAGCCACCUUUAUGACCAGCUCAACCAACCCGCGCGACCCACCGGUCAAGCUAGGCCAAACUUGUCCAACUUUUCACUAGCUCGACCGGCCAAGACGCAACUCGAUCGAGCUACUUUCGAGAGUGUAUGCGAACUCGAUCGAGCUCAUAUACAGAAGACUUGGUCGAGUUUGAUAACAACAUUUGUAGAAGACAGAGAAAGAAAAGCCAGAGGCAACAAGCUGAACCAGAGGUGCUUGUUACAAAUUACAAUGGAUAAUCCAGAGGGUAAUGGAAUCCCUCCUGCCAAUGGAAAUGGUCGAGCUAUGCAGACUCGGCCGAUUGGACUUGGAGAUGCUCCCAACUGCCACCAGCAAAGGUAA